Messenger RNA from Sparassis crispa, 723 nucleotides. RefSeq lists its product as hypothetical. Lineage: Eukaryota; Fungi; Basidiomycota; Agaricomycetes; Polyporales; Sparassidaceae. The transcript has 3 exons. The record is from RefSeq and is a predicted model, not a curated record. Bases 1 to 723 code for a protein of 240 amino acids.
AUGGACAAUUUCUAUCCCGCCUCAAGCAAGCGGCCUCGCGAACCUGACAUAGUUGAGUCCGAUGAUCAGGCAGCAUUGGAGCGUGACCCCAAACAUCUAUGUGAGAGCAUGGGCAGGGGUAUAUCGCCUCGGGGUUCGACCUUUCUCCGUCAGAUGGUUCAUCCUGUACCCUUCUAUUCUUUUCCUGCCGUUGCUCAGGAGAAGGACUCUAUUGUGGACAACGCUCAGGCAGGUCCUUCUCUGAGCAACCUCGACGAAGUUCAGGCGGGUCCGUCCCAGAGCACUCGCAUGGACAAAGCGCAUGCCGAUCCAUCUCGGAACCUUGACGCAGACGCUCGGGCUGGUCCCUCACUGGGCAAUAACAGCGAUCUCAGACACAGUUCGAACCAAAUGAAUGAUGCACGAUCCAGCACAAGGGAUCUCCGUGACACGGUUCGUGUACUUGCGGAGAAGGUAGCAAGCAUUCCUACUGUCACGACCACGACCACGACCACGACCAUGACCACGACCACGACCACGACCACGACCACGACCACGACCACGACCACCACGACCACCAUGACCACGACCACGACCACGACCACGACCACGACUACCAAUGCCGCCUCCGCAAUAGCAGCAGCAGCUAACACCGCCGCUCCCACUCCUUCGGGUGAGGCGGCUGUAGCCGCAGGGCCCUCUACCACUACCACCAGUGCGACGUGCCCCGGAUGUCGCUGCUAA